AUGGCAAAUGAAUCGAUCUCCAACGCCACUUGUCACCGUUACGUGGACGAUCAUCCGGAUCUGACCAAUGAGCCGUACAUCAUGGUGAUCUUCGCAGUGCUCUAUGUUCACAUCUUCAUAUUAGGCAUUGCUGGAAACGUUGCCGUGUUAUAUCUGACGUUGAAAAAUCGUCAUCUGCAAUCGGUUCAGAAUAUUUUCAUUCUGAAUUUGUCCGCAAGUGAUGUGUUGAUGUGUUUGAUAUCUCUGCCAAUCACUCCGAUCACUAACGUCUACAAGACGUGGCUCUUCGCUUCGCCAGUCUGCAAGCUGAUUCCGCUAGUGCAGGGAGCAUCAGUCUUGGUAUCGACAUUCUCACUUUCAGCUAUCGCACUCGAUCGAUAUAAUCUGGUGGUACGACCGCAUCGACAUCCCUUACGGUCACGAGGUGCGUCCGUGGUCGCGCUGCUACUGUGGAUCGUCUCGGUUCUAGUGUGCAUGCCUUACGGUUGGUAUAUGGAUGUUGUUCAAAUUGGAGGAUUAUGUGGAGAGUUCUGCACAGAAAAUUGGCCUUCACCAGAAGUACGUAAGUGCUAUGCUUUCAUGGUUUUGGUGAUGCAAUUCAUACUACCAUUCGCCACUAUGGCUGUCUGCUACUACACGAUAUUCGCCAGGCUCAGAGAAAGAGCCGUGUCCAAAUUAAAGAGGCUUAACGAGCGUACGCAGUUGAUGGAAUGUUCUGUCGGAAACUCGUCUCCAUCAGUGAAAAAGGUUCUUACGUUUGAAGAGCAGCAACGUCUUUCGGUGCUCACGUCUCAAAGAAGAACCACUAUGAUUCUGCUGUCCAUGGUGCUGCUGUUUGGCUUUAUGUGGCUUCCGCACAACGUCUACUCGCUAAUCAUCGAGUAUGAUGACGGGUUCUUCAACAAUGGCGAACGUGACAACACUUACAUCGUUUCUAUGAUAGCUCAUCUUAUUUCAAUGACGACAAAUGUGGCUAAUCCCGUCCUGUAUGCAUGGUUAAAUCCGUCCUUCAAAGAGAUGCUGCUCACGUCAAUCAGAGGAAGACCUCUUCCCGAUACGAGUUUUAGACGACUCAAAGCGCGCCAUCCGUUGUCACUUUACCGAAAACAAUAA
Molecule: messenger RNA, 1113 nt
Organism: Angiostrongylus costaricensis
Lineage: Eukaryota; Metazoa; Nematoda; Chromadorea; Rhabditida; Metastrongylidae
Source: the annotation of a GenBank genome assembly